AUGGCUUUUAGAUUUUCAAGUACUGAAGCAUUCGUAGGCAACAAUGCCGGCGUCGUAAUAAAUUUAAUGGCAUCCAGUCUGGAAAAAUGCGUUAAAGUUGUGGAUACUAGCAGAGUUGAGGUACUGAGCUCAACGAGAGUUAAAAUACUCCAGCAGCCGAAGGAUCAGACGGAGAAUUCAAACGGACGUGAGUUAAAGAUUCCCCCGGUGGUUAACAAAAAUUCGGUUACAGCGAAGGAGCCAAUACUGAAGUACUAUUGCAAGAGUUGCGGAGUUGUUUACUCAGGGCGAGCAAGUGACCCGCAGACGGAAGUGUUCAAGCGAAUGCAUUCGAAGAAACACUUCACCAAGUGCCUGCAAUGUUCAGAGACAUUUGCGUUGGCAAAAGAUUACCUGAAGCAUGUGGACGAGGCCCACGAGCUCAAGUACUACAAGUGCGAGCACUGCUGGUACCGGACGACGAGUGUCCGGCAGUAUGAGAGCCACAAGAGAACUAGACACAGGCAAGUUUUGAUGCAGGUGAAGAAGUUCUCCUGCGGGAGGUGUUUGGAAAAGGACAUGACCCAUUCCCAGUACCAGAUCCACCUGUGCGCGGAAGACGACAUUGCAAGAAAACGAGAGAAAGACAAGGAGGGAGAGAUUCUGCUGUGCGAGUUCUGCGGCUACACGUCGCGGAAGAAAAAGUCGAUGAAGUUGCACAUAAACCAGUACCACGCUGAGCGUAAGUUUGGGUGCAAUAUCUGCGAGAAGAAGUUCAUCAGCGAUCAGGGGCUGGUAAAGCACAUGAACUACCACAAGAAUCCGGUGACCAAAGUCCGCAAACUCUUCUGCGACCACUGCGGCAAAGGUUUCAAGGACAAACCGGCUCUGAGGAUGCACAUCAUGAACACCCACAUGGGCAUGAAGCUGGCCAAAUGUUCAAUUUGCCACAAGUCCUUCGCCAAGAAGACGACGUUGAGGCAGCAUUUGCUCACCCACAGCGGCAAGCGCCCGUACACUUGUGAUAUCUGCGGAAAAACUUUUGUCCAGAAACCCGCGCUCAGUAGCCACCGGAAACAACACCCUGGAAAGCUUCCACCUAUGCCUGUAGUUUAUAUUGAUUCCUACAUACGCGAGCUUGAUCCCUCGAUGGUCACUUCCUCGAUUGUCCCGGUUCCGAAGCUCAGGACAGAGUCUCAGACUUACGACGAUUUUAGAAGUAAUUUGAAGCCUUAA
Microplitis demolitor is the source of this 1215-nucleotide messenger RNA. RefSeq names its product zinc finger protein OZF-like. Gene Ontology annotation, biological process: regulation of transcription by RNA polymerase II. The coding region runs from base 1 to 1215 and encodes 404 amino acids. The record is from RefSeq and is a predicted model, not a curated record. NCBI's taxonomy places the organism in Eukaryota, Metazoa, Arthropoda, Insecta, Hymenoptera, Braconidae. The transcript is spliced from 2 exons. Gene Ontology annotation, molecular function: DNA-binding transcription factor activity; RNA polymerase II cis-regulatory region sequence-specific DNA binding.